Messenger RNA from Adineta ricciae, 321 nucleotides. NCBI's taxonomy places the organism in Eukaryota, Metazoa, Rotifera, Eurotatoria, Adinetida, Adinetidae. The record is from the annotation of a GenBank genome assembly.
AUGGGCAAUAUAUGUCCGUGGUGUUGUAAAAACUCCGAUGACACACAGUCGAAUCAAAAUGAUAACGAAGACUCAAAUAUCACCGGUUCUCAACGAUCAAUAAUCAGAUCAGAACCCACUGAUCGAACGCCAUUACUGUAUGACUCAAACAAUCAUCGUCAAAAUCAUCAGCCAGUAAAUGCAGGUACUUUCAAUCCAACGGUUACGAUAGAGCCACCUUCUCUGAUAACAACUGUCGAUCCACCACCACCGCCCCCUGCAGCCUAUGAAAAUUUUACCGAUACGAAAUCAGGUAAAUAUUUUGUUUCGAUGUGCAAAUAA